ACUUUAAUCUGCCUCCACUUUAUUUUUUGUUGUUUAUGUUUUUCAUGUUUUUCAUUUAUAUAUCAUAGAUCUGAUCUGCUGUAAUACAUGUGCUUGGGCCACUCGCUGAUAACCUUGACAACCUCAGUAAACACCUCAGUCUGGCAGUAUGACCUCACCUUAUGCAGCUGUACAGUUCUGCCCAGAACGAGCCUUUCAACGAUUGAGAGAACCAGCAGCAUGUCUCUCAUGGGCUGAAGGUUCUUUCCUGGCCUCCAUGUCACAGGGUCAGGGCUCCCAGAGUACAGAUAUCCUCGGACAAGAUGUCCUCAACCAGCUACUGGAGAUGCUGGACCAGUCUGCAUUCCAUUCAAUGCAGCCAAUUGAGCUCAACUUCUCUGAAGGCUCUACAGUUGGAUCAGCAUCCAAUACCAUACAGAUUAGCAUGGACUGCAUCACAAUGCAUGGGCCUGAGGAGCCCCUAACUCCACAGUACACAAGCCUGGGGCUUCUCAACAGCAUGGAUCAGAAUGGUGGUUCCACCUCUACCAGCCCCUACAAUAACGACCAUGCUCAGAACAAUGUAACGGCCCCAUCACCCUACGCCCAGCCCAGUUCCACCUUUGAGGCCCUGUCUCCAUCACCUGCCAUCCCAUCCAACACAGACUAUGCUGGCCCACACACCUUCGAUGUGUCCUUCCAGCAGUCCAGCACAGCUAAAUCAGCCACGUGGACGUACUCCACAGAUCUGAAGAAGCUGUACUGUCAGAUUGCCAAAACCUGUCCCAUUCAAAUCAAGGUUCUUACCAACCCACCUCAGGGUGCAGUCAUACGGGCCAUGCCUGUCUAUAAGAAAGCUGAGCAUGUUACAGAGGUGGUCAAACGAUGCCCGAACCAUGAACUGAGCAGAGAGUUCAAUGAUGGCCAAAUAGCCCCACCCAGUCACCUGAUUAGGGUUGAGGGGAACAGUCAUGCCCAGUACAUGGAGGAUUCCAUUACUGGGCGGCAAAGCGUGCUGGUGCCUUACGAACUGCCUCAGGUGGGCACAGAGUUCACAACCAUCCUGUACAAUUUCAUGUGCAACUCCAGCUGUGUUGGCGGAAUGAAUAGGCGGCCAAUCCUCAUCAUUGUCACCUUGGAAACCAGAGAUGGUCAGGUUUUGGGCCGACGGUGUUUUGAGGCUCGUAUUUGCGCAUGCCCGGGACGUGACCGCAAAGCGGACGAGGACAGCAUCCGCAAACAACAUGUCAGCGAUGGCACAAAGAGCAGUGAGGCUUUCCGUCAGUCCUCUCACCUCUCUCAGCUGCCCUGCAUCAAGAAGAGAAGAACCACCGAUGAGGAAGUGUUUUGUCUGCCUAUUAAAGGCCGUGAAAUCUAUGAGAUUUUGGUGAAAAUCAAAGAGUCUUUGGAACUCAUGCAGUUCCUCCCUCAGCACACUAUUGAGUCAUACAGACAGCAGCAGCAGAACCUACUGCAGAAACAGAGUUCUCUGCCACCCCAGCCUAACUUCGGUUCCAGCUCGCCCACUCUGGGCAAGAACAAGCUGCCAUCAGUUAGUCAGCUCAUCAACCCUCAACAACGCAACACACUCACCCCAUCCAGCAUGGCUGGAGGACUGACUGACAUGAACCCUCCUAUGAUGGGUGGCCCUGUUCCUAUGAAUACAGACAUGAGUGCCCUGAGCCCCACCAACCUGCAGCCACAGUUACAAAUGGUGCCCUCCUCUCACUGCACACCUCCACCACCAUACCCAAUGGACAACAGCAUUUCCAGCUUCCUAUUGAGGCUGGGCUGCUCAGCCUGUUUGGACUAUUUCACUGCCCAGGGUCUGACCAAUAUCUACCAGAUUGAGAACUACAACUUGGAGGACUUGUCCAGGCUGAAGAUUCCCACAGAAUUCCAGCACAUCAUAUGGAAAGGAAUCAUGGAGUACCGACAGACCAUGGAGUUCUCUCCACCUCCCCACAUCUUGCGCUCCUCUAGCGGGACAUCCACUGUCAGCGUGGGCUCCACCGAGGCACGAGGAGAGCGCGUGAUCGAUGCUGUGCGUUUCACUUUGCGCCAGACCAUUUCCUUCCCUCCGCGAGACGACUGGACUGAUUUCUCCUUUGACCUGGCCCCUGACUCACGCCGCAACAAGCAACAGCGCAUCAAAGAGGAGGGGGAAUGAAUGUGAUGCAUAGCCACAAUACAAUACAAUAUAUUAAUGUAAACAGUGCACAUUUACGGUACUCUCACUUUCAUGUUAGCACAUUGGUGUUGGUCCGAAUCGUUUCACAGUUUUCCUCUGCAAGUGAUAAUAAAAGAAAAACUGAGCUUAAAAUUAAACAGGCAGAUAAAAUGCACUUAAAGUCCUUUUUCCUCUGGUGGAUUUAGCUCUGGUUGUCAUUUCAAGUCCCUUUAUUAUAUGCAAACAGCUGUGGCUAAGGGGAAAUGGUGCUUUGCUAAAUUGAUUUGUCAUUUUUACUGUUUCUUGAGACAAAGCACUUAAGAAAUGCUGAAAUGUUGUUCCUAAGCGCAAAAUUAAACACUGAACUUUGGGGGUUCUUUUAGUUUGCUUUUACAUGGCCAUAGGUACUGUAUACUUUUAUACGUUCAUCAUUAUUGUCGUUCUUUUUUUUUGUACAAAUUUUUCCUCCCUGUAGGAGCUUUAGUGUUAAUAGUUUGUAAUCUUUGUUGUGAUCAUUCCUUGCAGUUGAACAGUAUGCUUUUUUGAAAACCUGACAUUUUGUCAGUUUUGAUUGUAUGCAUUUCAAAUCGUACAUUUUUUUUUUUUAUUCUAACAAAAAGUGUUAUUCAUUUUCAUUUGUGGUGUAAGACUGAUAUUAUGUAGCCUUUAUGUAAUACUGUAAACCGUUUAUUGUAUCUUUUAUUUGUGAGUCAUAAUCACACUAAUACUGUUGAAUUGCAGUAUGUAAGUAUUGAAUUGCUCCUAGGGGUUGUGAAAAUGCAUAUGGAGACAUGCUCUGUUUACUAGCUACCCAGUCUAAAGGUGAUUUACAUUGGUCAUUCCUUCAGUAUUUUUUCCUUUUUUUUUUUUUACAAAUUUUCAAUUCACUUGAUGCUCUAUAAGCCUCACGUGGCAAUAUUGUACAGUUUAAUUUUACUUUCAUUUGACAACUGUGUAAACAAUUCUUUAUCAAACUAUAAAAAAGGAAUUAUUGUAAAUAUGUUGCAAUGUACUUAUUUUGAUACAAACCAAAAAUAAAAAAAUAUAAUUUUA
Molecule: messenger RNA, 3202 nt
Organism: Xyrauchen texanus (razorback sucker)
Lineage: Eukaryota; Metazoa; Chordata; Actinopteri; Cypriniformes; Catostomidae
Product: tumor protein 63-like
Exons: 14
Coding region: 149-2149 (666 amino acids)
Biological process (GO): protein tetramerization; regulation of transcription by RNA polymerase II; apoptotic process
Cellular component (GO): nucleus
Molecular function (GO): protein binding; RNA polymerase II cis-regulatory region sequence-specific DNA binding; DNA-binding transcription factor activity, RNA polymerase II-specific
Source: RefSeq, a predicted model, not a curated record